AUGAAUCGGCGGUCGCGGUUCGAGCAGCUGGCCGAGUGCGUCCCCAGUUUCUUCUUGGCGUCGGACCCAGGGCCGUCAUGGCGUCACAGCAGCCCCGUCACCACCCCCACCACCACGCUCACGGCCACCGCCACCCGCGCGGCCUGCUCCACCACCGCCGUCACCGCCACCACUGCCUCCACCUACGUGGCCAUCGCCUCCACCUCCUCCUCGUCCGCCUACGUGGCCGUCGCCUCCACCUCGCAGGGCUACGCGAGCGCCUCCACCUCCCUCAACUGCCCGACGCCAGGCAGCUCCCGCGCCCACCUCGCGCCGUCGCCGUCGACCUCCGCCUGCAGGCUCCAGCUCAGCCCGGCGUCGUCCAAGGGCUACGGCACCAUCACGAGGGCCAGGGGCGUCCUCAGCCCGACGCCCACCUUCGUCACGGCGACGCCCUCCGACGCUAGCUUCCAACACGUCCGGUUCACGACGCACAGGUGCAUAAAGGUGAAAGUUGAGCUGCUCACGAAGGGUUAUCGACCUUCACGCCCACGCUUGCAGGGUCAGAGGGCUAAGGUCAAUGACUUCACACAUUCACGUCGUUGUACAAGGAAAAUUAUGCCUUAG
Penaeus indicus is the source of this 606-nucleotide messenger RNA. RefSeq lists its product as uncharacterized. NCBI's taxonomy places the organism in Eukaryota, Metazoa, Arthropoda, Malacostraca, Decapoda, Penaeidae. Bases 1 to 606 code for a protein of 201 amino acids. The transcript has 3 exons. The record is from RefSeq and is a predicted model, not a curated record.